GGGUAGCAACAGUUGCCUCGAGACCCCGUCGCGCCAUAGUGACUGUAGCCGUGGAGACAGUUACUUACCAACGGGCUCAGCAACACACUCAGCAACAGCAGCAGCAGCAGCAGCAUCUGGAAGAAGUCAUCGAGUGGGAGAGAGGGGAAAAAGAGAGAGCAGAGCUGAACUUUUACUCAAGGCAAAGCAUGCAGAGCUCAGAAGGAGGGUCAGACACCACGACCAGCGUGGCAGCGCUGCGGACGUCAUCAUCAGCUCAGGCCCCUGUGGUACAACCUGUCCCAGCCUCCCAGCAGAGGGUGCUGGUUCAAGCUACAGGCUCAGCUCAGAAGGGAGGACAAGUACAGCAGCUUUCAGUACCCAGGGUUCAACAGGUCUCUCAGCAGGUGCAACAGGUGCAACAUGUCUACCCAUCCCAGGUCCAAUACGUAGGAGAAAGCGGAGAGACUGUUUACACCAAUGGAACUAUCCGAACGGCCUACUCCUACAACCCUGAGGCUCAGUUGUACGGGCAGAGCAGUGGAGGAACCUACUUUGACUCGCAGGCCGGUGGAGCUCAUGUCACCACGGUGGUCUCCUCUGCCGGUGGCGGGGUGCCCCCUCAUGGCAUGGUGGGCAUCGCUAUGGACGUGGGCAGCAGCCACAUCAUCUCCAGCGGAAGCACCUACCUGAUUCAUGGAGGAAGUAUGGAGGGAAGCCGCAACCACAUAUCACACUCGUCGCGCUCCUCCUCAGCUAUGCUUGAAAUGGCGAUUGAAAACCUCCAAAAGUCUGAAGGAAUUGCAAGUCACAAAAGCAGCCUGCUCAACAGCCAUCUGCAGUGGCUGCUGGACAACUAUGAGACAGCGGAGGGAGUGAGCCUGCCCCGCUGCUCCCUGUAUAACCAUUACUUAAGGCACUGUCAGGAACAGAAACUGGAUCCGGUCAACGCAGCAUCUUUCGGCAAGCUCAUCCGCUCAGUCUUCAUGGGCCUGAGGACCCGCCGCCUCGGCACCAGAGGCAACUCUAAGUAUCAUUACUAUGGCAUCCGGGUUAAGCCAGACUCGCCGCUGAACCGGCUGCAGGAAGACACCCAGUACAUGGCGAUGAGGCAGCAGCCUGUCCACCAGAAACAGAGGUUCAAACCUCUACAGAAGGUGGACGGUAUGUCUGACAGCCUGUGUGGGAGCUCUCAGCACUGUAACAGCACUCCAGAGCAGUCCGUGGCUGCUCAGAGCCAACACCACCAGCAGUACAUAGAUACGUCCCACUCCUUGCCUCCAUUUCCCAUUCCUGACAUGGGCACCAUGCCUCUGCCUGAGCGCAUCAACAUGAAUGAUAUCAAGAAGCUGCAGACACUCUACAGAGACCACUGCGAGGCUACUUUGGAUGUGGUGAUGAACCUCCAGUUCCACUACAUUGAGAAACUCUGGCAGACCUUUUGGUAUUCAACACCGCCAUCUAGUGACGGAAAUACCACCAUCCCCAACAGUGAUGACGACAUGGACGGUGUGAUCCCCAGAGAGAUUCUAGUGGCUCUGUGUAAAUAUGAACCAAUCAGACUAUGGAUGAGGAGCUGUGACCACAUCCUUUACCAGGCUCUGGUAGAGAUCCUCAUCCCUGAUGUGCUGCGUCCUGUUCCCAGCACUCUCACUCAGGCCAUCCGUAACUUUGCCAAGAGUCUGGAGGGCUGGCUGACAAACGCCAUGACCAACUUUCCUCAAGAGAUUAUCCGCACCAAGGUGGCGGUGGUCAGUGCGUUUGCCCAGACGUUGAGACGUUACACCAGUCUGAAUCACCUAGCCCAGGCAGCUCGCGCCGUCCUCCAGAACACCUCCCAGAUCAACCAGAUGCUCUCUGACCUCAACCGGGUGGACUUUGCCAACGUCCAGGAGCAGGCGUCAUGGGUGUGUCAGUGUGACGAGAGCGUGGUUCAGCGUCUGGAGCAGGACUUUAAGGUCACCCUGCAACAGCAGAGCUCUCUGGAUCAGUGGGCUACCUGGCUCGACAACGUGGUCACUCAGGUCCUGAAGCCUCACCAGGGCAGUCCCAGCUUCCCCAAAGCUGCACGCCAGUUCCUGCUUAAAUGGUCCUUCUACAGCUCCAUGGUGAUCAGAGACCUGACCCUGCGUAGUGCAGCCAGUUUUGGCUCUUUCCACCUGAUUCGCCUGCUGUAUGAUGAAUACAUGUUUUACCUGGUGGAACACCGUGUGGCUCAGGCCACCGGAGAAACUCCUAUUGCUGUCAUGGGAGAGUUCAGUGACCUGACCUCUAUGAUGCCAUCACUAAUGGAAAAAGAUGCGUCCUUCUCUGAUGAGAUGAGUGACCUUGGCAGUGAUGCCGAUGCGUCCAGAGGGCCUACUGAACCAGCUGUAAAGAGAGAGAGGAUUGAUAUGAGCCACCCUCUGCAAGAGAUGUGAGUGACCCUAAUAGUGGCUUUUGGGGCCGAGCACACUGCGUCCUCCUGCAGUCAGUGGGUGCAAUGUACAUAGAAAGGAAAGUAGCAAUGUCAGUCCUCCCCUCACUAGCGUUUAUUUACGGCGGUGAUCUUUCUCCCAGGAAGCUCAGUUUUCUUUAUUCACAGGAGUGUAAUACAGGUCUGAUUUUCUUUCCGUUUUUGUUGCAACUGUGAAUGACUUUGUGCAGUACCUUUUUAUUGGAUGUGUAACUUUGAGUGGCGGUGUGUGGUGUUUGUGAUUCUUCUCCUCUCUCUUUUUUUUAAAUCUUAACUAGCUGUGCCAUAGUGUCAUUUGAGUGCCUUAGAUCGCUAACUUUGAAACCACCACUACAGAUGUCUAUCUGUCCCUCAGCUGUGCCUCUACCGCAGUAUGAAUGUAUUGUCUCCAAACCUCAGACAUUCAAAGCACCUUUAACAUUGAUUAGGUGUGUAUACUCCUUGUUGCCUCUGCUGCAGCUCGUAGCAAACACACACACACACACACACACACACACACAC
Molecule: messenger RNA, 2935 nt
Organism: Sebastes umbrosus (honeycomb rockfish)
Lineage: Eukaryota; Metazoa; Chordata; Actinopteri; Perciformes; Sebastidae
Gene: rfx2
Product: regulatory factor X, 2 (influences HLA class II expression)
Exons: 18
Coding region: 189-2399 (736 amino acids)
Biological process (GO): regulation of transcription by RNA polymerase II
Cellular component (GO): nucleus
Molecular function (GO): DNA-binding transcription factor activity, RNA polymerase II-specific; RNA polymerase II cis-regulatory region sequence-specific DNA binding
Source: RefSeq, a predicted model, not a curated record